This is a messenger RNA of Zootermopsis nevadensis, 2274 nucleotides long. The record is from RefSeq and is a predicted model, not a curated record. NCBI's taxonomy places the organism in Eukaryota, Metazoa, Arthropoda, Insecta, Blattodea, Termopsidae.
AUGACAGCUACUCAUGGUUUUAUAAGUGAUUUGGAGGGCCGAAGCAUUGGCACUCACCAGUCCAUUAACAUAAUGCAUUCCUCACUAGUGAACAGCAAUGGCGAGCGACCAUAUAUUUGUGAUGAGUGCAAUAAAUCAUUCAGUCAAAGAAGCCACCUGAAGAUUCAUCAACGCAUUCACAGUGGCGAGCGACCAUAUAUUUGUGAUGAGUGCAAUAAAUCAUUCACUCAAAGAAGCCACCUGAAGAUUCAUCAAUGCAUUCACAGUGGUGAGAGACCAUAUACUUGUGAUGAGUGCAAUAAAUCAUUCACUCAAAGAAGCCACCUGAAGAUUCAUCAAUGCAUUCACAGUGGUGAGAGACCAUAUACUUGUGAUGAGUGCAAUAAAUCAUUCACUCAAAGAAGCCACCUGAAGAUUCAUCAAUGCAUUCACAGUGGUGAGAGACCAUAUACUUGUGAUGAGUGCAAUAAAUCAUUCACUCAAAGAAGCCACCUGAAGAUUCAUCAAUGCAUUCACAGUGGUGAGAGACCAUAUACUUGUGAUGAGUGCAAUAAAUCAUUCACUCAAAGAAGCCACCUGAAGAUUCAUCAAUGCAUUCACAGUGGUGAGAGACCAUAUACUUGUGAUGAGUGCAAUAAAUCAUUCACUCAAAGAAGCCACCUGAAGAUUCAUCAAUGCAUUCACAGUGGUGAGAGACCAUAUACUUGUGAUGAGUGCAAUAAAUCAUUCACUCAAAGAAGCCACCUGAAGAUUCAUCAAUGCAUUCACAGUGGUGAGAGACCAUAUACUUGUGAUGAGUGCAAUAAAUCAUUCACUCAAAGAAGCCACCUGAAGAUUCAUCAAUGCAUUCACAGUGGUGAGAGACCAUAUACUUGUGAUGAGUGCAAUAAAUCAUUCACUCAAAGAAGCCACCUGAAGAUUCAUCAAUGCAUUCACAGUGGUGAGAGACCAUAUACUUGUGAUGAGUGCAAUAAAUCAUUCACUCAAAGAAGCCACCUGAAGAUUCAUCAAUGCAUUCACAGUGGUGAGAGACCAUAUACUUGUGAUGAGUGCAAUAAAUCAUUCACUCAAAGAAGCCACCUGAAGAUUCAUCAAUGCAUUCACAGUGGUGAGAGACCAUAUACUUGUGAUGAGUGCAAUAAAUCAUUCACUCAAAGAAGCCACCUGAAGAUUCAUCAAUGCAUUCACAGUGGUGAGAGACCAUAUACUUGUGAUGAGUGCAAUAAAUCAUUCACUCAAAGAAGCCACCUGAAGAUUCAUCAAUGCAUUCACAGUGGUGAGAGACCAUAUACUUGUGAUGAGUGCAAUAAAUCAUUCACUCAAAGAAGCCACCUGAAGAUUCAUCAAUGCAUUCACAGUGGUGAGAGACCAUAUACUUGUGAUGAGUGCAAUAAAUCAUUCACUCAAAGAAGCCACCUGAAGAUUCAUCAAUGCAUUCACAGUGGUGAGAGACCAUAUACUUGUGAUGAGUGCAAUAAAUCAUUCACUCAAAGAAGCCACCUGAAGAUUCAUCAAUGCAUUCACAGUGGUGAGAGACCAUAUACUUGUGAUGAGUGCAAUAAAUCAUUCACUCAAAGAAGCCACCUGAAGAUUCAUCAAUGCAUUCACAGUGGUGAGAGACCAUAUACUUGUGAUGAGUGCAAUAAAUCAUUCACUCAAAGAAGCCACCUGAAGAUUCAUCAAUGCAUUCACAGUGGUGAGAGACCAUAUACUUGUGAUGAGUGCAAUAAAUCAUUCACUCAAAGAAGCCACCUGAAGAUUCAUCAAUGCAUUCACAGUGGUGAGAGACCAUAUACUUGUGAUGAGUGCAAUAAAUCAUUCACUCAAAGAAGCCACCUGAAGAUUCAUCAAUGCAUUCACAGUGGUGAGAGACCAUAUACUUGUGAUGAGUGCAAUAAAUCAUUCACUCAAAGAAGCCACCUGAACAUUCAUUAACGCAUUCACAGUGGCGAGCGACCAUAUAUUUGUGAUGAGUGUAAUAAAUCAUUCACUCAAAGAAGCCACCUGAAGAUUCAUCAAUGCAUUCACAGUGGCGAGAGACCAUAUACUUGUGAUGAGUGCAAUAAAUCAUUCAGUCAAAGAAGCCACCUGAAGAUUCAUCAACGCAUUCACGUUGUGGAUCACGAGUGGGUCCUGCCGUCCUUAGUUGAUGUUCGUGAUUGCACCACUGUCGAUGGAGGUCUCGACCUUGACCAGCCAGCAGUAGUGGGUUCAAAGCCAGAGCAGAACAUCCAGUUGUUCAGGGUCAUAAGUAUCACCCUGCCUUCCCCUUAA